AUGUCGGUCCCAGCAUUCUCAGACAUCUCCAAGGCGUCUAACGAUCUCUUGUCGAAAGACUUCUAUCACCUGAGCGCUCAGGCUGUGGAGAUCAAGUCAAACACCCCCAACAAUGUCGCAUUCAAGGUUACUGGCAAAUCUACACACGAGGGAGCUACCAGCGGUCUGUUGGAGGCCAAGUUCAGUGACAAACCAUCCGGUAUAUCCUUCAGACGAUUUACUAUGUCCUCCGAUUUCCGUCCUAGUCUCAGUCCAAUUAUCGAUUUUAUGGUUGAUGUGUCGCCCGAUUACGCACAAUUGCUAAUGUUCUAUCGCCGUGCAGGCUUGACUCUCACUCAAUCAUGGAACACUGUCAAUGCUCUUGACACCAAGCUUGAGCUGAAUGACACCAUCACCAAGGGUCUCAAGCUUGAGCUCUUGGGCAACUUCCUCCCUGCUACCUCAGCCUAUGGUGGAAAAGUUAACUUGCACUUCAAGCAAGCCAACUUCCACGGCCGUGCAUUCUUCGAUCUGCUCAAGGGUCCCACUGCCACCGUUGAUGCUGUUAUUGGUCAGGAUGGCUUCUUGGCUGGUGGUUCUGCUGGUUAUGAUGUGCAAAAGGCUGCCAUCACCGGCUACUCUGCUGCUAUUGGAUAUGCUGCUCCCCAAUACACUGCUUCCGUCACUGCCACCAACAACUUGAGCGUCUUCUCUGCUGCUUACUACCACAAGGUCAACUCGCAAGUUGAGGCUGGCUCAAAGGCUACCUGGAACUCCAAGGCCGGUUCAUCGGUCGGCCUUGAGGUUGCUGCUAAGUACAGACUGGACACUCUCUCAUUCGCCAAGGCCAAGAUCAACGACCGUGGUAUUGCUGCCGUUGCCUACAACGUUCUCCUCCGACCUGGUGUUCAACUUGGCAUUGGUGCCUCCUUCGAUACCCAGAAGCUCGACCAAGCCAACCACAAGAUUGGUACUUCUCUCACUUUCGAUGCAUAG
This is a messenger RNA of Mollisia scopiformis, 975 nucleotides long. RefSeq names its product mitochondrial porin-like protein. The record is from RefSeq and is a predicted model, not a curated record. NCBI's taxonomy places the organism in Eukaryota, Fungi, Ascomycota, Leotiomycetes, Helotiales, Mollisiaceae. The coding region runs from base 1 to 975 and encodes 324 amino acids. Gene Ontology annotation, cellular component: mitochondrial outer membrane. Gene Ontology annotation, molecular function: voltage-gated monoatomic anion channel activity. The transcript is spliced from 4 exons. Gene Ontology annotation, biological process: monoatomic anion transmembrane transport.